Molecule: messenger RNA, 1038 nt
Organism: Humulus lupulus (European hop)
Lineage: Eukaryota; Viridiplantae; Streptophyta; Magnoliopsida; Rosales; Cannabaceae
Product: aquaporin NIP2-1-like
Exons: 5
Coding region: 1-861 (286 amino acids)
Biological process (GO): transmembrane transport
Cellular component (GO): membrane
Molecular function (GO): channel activity
Source: RefSeq, a predicted model, not a curated record
AUGGAUGACAUAAUUGAGCCAGUUUCAGAGCAAACUCCAGGGUCCUAUUAUGUUUUCUGGAAAUUUUUAGAGCAACAUUACCCACCGGGAUUUUUCAAAAAAUGUAUUAAUUAUUUGGGACAGGUGGUGGCAGAGAAUGUAGCAACAUAUCUAUUAGUGUUUGUUACAUGUGGUACCGGUGCACUGAGCGUAAGUGAGGAGCACAAAGUUUCAAAGCUUGGUGCCUCUGUUGCGGGCGGACUCAUUGUGACCGUGAUGAUCUAUGCCGUCGGCCACAUCUCCGGCGCACACAUGAACCCGGCUGUCACUCUAGCUUUUGCAGCUGUUAGGCAUUUUCCAUGGAAACAGGUGCCAAUUUAUGCAGCAGCUCAACUAACAGGAGCAAUACCUGCAUCUUUCACGUUGACCUUACUUCUACACCCAAUAAAAAGGGUUGGCAAUACAUUGCCUUCAGGAACAGAUGUUCAUGCUCUAAUUAUGGAAAUAGUGGUAACAUGUUCAUUGAUGUUCAUCACUUCAGCAGUGGCAACCGAUACUAAAGCUAUAGGAGAGCUAGCCGGCAUAGCAGUAGGAUCUGCUGUAUGCAUAACAUCAAUUUUGGCUGGACCCAUAUCAGGAGGAUCCAUGAAUCCGGCAAGGACGAUAGGACCAGCUAUUGCUAGCUCAUGCUACAAAGGCAUUUGGGUGUAUAUGGUAGGACCAAUCACGGGAACACUAACUGGAGCUUGGUGUUACAAUCUGAUUAGGGUGAGUGAAAAGCAGGUUCAUGCACCAUCUCAAUCUUCAUUUUCAUUCAAACUUCGGCGAAUGACAAGCAAUGAAGGGCAGGUUACCAACAAGGAACCUUUCAAUUCGAUUUGAAAAGUUGCUUCCUGCUUAGCUUUUUACCAGAUACUAAAUAAGGCUUUCUUCAGCCAAACCCAAAACCAGCUCAUCACAUCUUGUAGUCUUUAGAUUAGCAUAAUUAAUGAUAUUAUAAUAGGUGUGUAAUAUUACAAUACAGUACUAGUUUAUAAAUCGGUCAUAUAAUUUAGCUAA